AACAGCCAGAGGCUGGAGUUCACAGCUGCAGGCAGUCACAACACGGCGCAUCCCGGACAGGCUGUCUGCAGCCAGCCAGCUGUUCUGGCGCUGCGGGACUCGGCUCUCCCCUCCGAGCUCUGGGGGCUCUAUGCUGGUGGAGUUUGGCUUGAGGUUCAUAGCCAAGAUACCCUUUUGUGGGUCUUAAAUGAGCAACUGCAGGGGCCUGGCUUUGGAUGCCCCUGGACCAGUCGCUCCUUCCCUCCAGUUCGGUCCCAGAGGACUGGAGAAAGGUUUGACAUUUGCCAUCUUUAGGAAGGGGGCCAAUGAAGUGCCAGGGCACUACAGGCCAGUCAGCCCAACUUCGAUCCCUGGAAAGCGACUGGAACAAAUUACUAAACAAUGCAUUUGUAAGCACCUGGUGAAUAAUGAGGACUAGCCAGCAUGGAUUUGCCAAACGAGCUGAAUUUCCUUGGCAGGGUCACUGGCCUAGUGGAUGGGGGAAGAAGCAGCUGGGUUAUCUCUCCCUUUUCGCCAGGCUUUGGUGGCUCCAAGGGGAGGAGUGGAAGCUCUUUUGCUGGGGCAUUGGUGUUAAUGGGGGCUUGGAUGAAAUGGUGGAGAGCACACGGAGCGAUCCUGCUCUGGCCCUGCCCCGUGGGGAAGGAUCAGGCUGAGCCCAGGGGUCCCUGCUGGCCCCAAUUCCUACCUGUCAACCCCCCACCUCACUGCUAACCAUGGCUGCCUGAGGCUGUUACAGCCCUAAGUCCGUGUCCUGGGCCGGGGUGAGGCCAUUUGUCUCCUCCUGCAAACGGCCUGCCCCUGCCCUGCCACACCCCGCCCCUGCUUGGGGCCUCAGCCAUGGCCUCUCUGCUGAAAUCUUAUCUCCAGCUUGCUGAGAGUGAAGGCAAAAGGGAAGCUCUGCUGGGGGUGGAGGAGGGAUGGGGGAGAGCCCAGCCUUGAGAUAAGAAAGUAGACAAAACAGCAGAGCCCACAGCCCCUGGGCUGUCUGCAGGAAGCAGGCGUUGCAGCUGCAUUGGAUGCUCAGUCUCCGAGCCAGAGCCAGCGAUGGAGAAAACCGUGGUGCUCAUUACAGGCUGCUCCUCGGGGAUCGGCCUGGGGCUGGCCGUGCGCCUGGCCUCAGACGCCUCCCGCAGGUUUAAAGUCUACGCCACCAUGCGCAACCUGGCCAAGAAGGAGCGGCUGCUGGAGUGCGUGCGGGGCUGCCACGCCAGCACCCUGGAGAUCCUGCAGCUGGACGUCACCGACCCGCUCUCGCUCGCCACAGCCGUGCAGCAGGUGCAGGAGCAGCGUGUCGAUGUGCUGGUGUGCAAUGCAGGGGUGGGGCUGAUGGGGCCCCUGGAGACCUGCUCCUACCAGGCCAUGAAGACCAUCUUCGAUGUGAACGUUUUUGGGACCAUUGGCACCAUCCAGGCCUUUCUGCCCGGCAUGAAGCAUCGCAAGGCCGGCAAGAUCAUCAUUUCCAGCAGUGUGGGGGCGCUGCAAGGGAUCCCCUUCAACGCUGUGUACUGUGCCAGCAAGUUUGCCGUGGAAGGUCUGUGUGAGAGCCUGGCUGUGAUCCUGCAGCAGUUCAAUGUGCACAUCACGCUGAUCGAGUGUGGCCCAGUCAAUACGAGCUUCCUGGCCAACCUGCAGAGCACGGACACCGAGGGCAGCGCGCUGCAAGGCCUGGACCCGCAGACCCGUGCCCUGUACAGCCAGUACCUCCAGCACUGCCAGAGCCUCUUCCGCGACGUGGCCCAAGACACCGAGGAGGUCCUGCAGGUGUUCCUGGAAGCCAUCUGUGCCCCCUGCCCCCCUCUGCGCUCUUUCACCACCCAGUUCUUCAUGCCGCUCACCCGGCUCAAGCUGACAAGCCCUGACGGCUCAGAGUACGUCCGCGCCAUGCACAAGUUCAUGUUCUCUGCCGGCGAGGCCCAGGGCGACCGGGUGUGAGGGGGAGCAGCACGGCCGUCCCAGAGUGAGGAGGGGUUCGCAGUGAAGCAGCCCUCGCGUUGCCCUGAGUUUGUACAGGUGGGCUGUGCUCCCCACCCAGUGGGGACAUGACCCUGCCAGGGGGCCCUAAUAAACUUGUCUGCUCCC
Molecule: messenger RNA, 2079 nt
Organism: Dermochelys coriacea (leatherback sea turtle)
Lineage: Eukaryota; Metazoa; Chordata; Testudines; Dermochelyidae
Gene: HSD17B1
Product: hydroxysteroid 17-beta dehydrogenase 1
Exons: 6
Coding region: 1045-1932 (295 amino acids)
Biological process (GO): estrogen biosynthetic process
Cellular component (GO): cytoplasm
Molecular function (GO): estradiol 17-beta-dehydrogenase [NAD(P)+] activity
Source: RefSeq, a predicted model, not a curated record